Molecule: messenger RNA, 651 nt
Organism: Eubalaena glacialis (North Atlantic right whale)
Lineage: Eukaryota; Metazoa; Chordata; Mammalia; Artiodactyla; Balaenidae
Gene: RPS27A
Product: ribosomal protein S27a
Exons: 5
Coding region: 24-611 (195 amino acids)
Biological process (GO): translation; protein ubiquitination; modification-dependent protein catabolic process
Cellular component (GO): ribosome; cytoplasm; nucleus
Molecular function (GO): protein tag activity; ubiquitin protein ligase binding; structural constituent of ribosome
Source: RefSeq, a predicted model, not a curated record
AAGCCAGGCUACCGGGAGGACAAAUGAGAUCACGAGCUGGUCUGGCACGUGGCUGGACAGCCGCUGCGACAGCGCUCAGGCAUUUGGCGUGGCCGCCUAGGAGGCGGGGCCUCCGUGGCGGCCCCGGGAAAGCCCGUGGGCCGGCGCGACGCCCUUCUUUUCGGAUCCGCCAUCUGCGGUGGCACCGCUGCCAAUAUGCAGAUUUUCGUGAAGACCCUGACGGGGAAGACCAUCACUCUCGAGGAAUUCCUCCUGACCAGCAAAGACUGAUCUUUGCUGGCAAGCAACUGGAAGAUGGACGUACUUUGUCUGACUACAACAUUCAAAAGGAGUCCACUCUUCAUCUUGUGUUGAGACUUCGUGGUGGUGCUAAGAAAAGGAAGAAGAAGUCUUACACCACUCCCAAGAAGAACAAGCAUAAGAGAAAGAAGGUUAAGUUGGCUGUCCUGAAAUACUAUAAGGUGGAUGAGAAUGGCAAAAUCAGUCGCCUUCGUCGGGAGUGCCCUUCCGAUGAAUGUGGUGCUGGAGUUUUUAUGGCCAGCCACUUUGACAGACAUUAUUGUGGCAAAUGUUGUCUGACCUAUUGUUUCAACAAACCGGAAGACAAGUGAUUGUAUAUUCGUUAAUAAAAGACAUGAACUAACGUUUAAA